AUUGUAAUGCCUGGGAUUUUUCCAUUAAUUUGCCCUUUCUUCUGCAACCAAGGUUUCCAUUUUUGGAAGGUUUUUGCAGAGAUAGAAAGGAGUAAGUGAGAGAGAGAGGGGAGGAGCAAAAGAGAGAGAGCCGAGGCCAUGGGUCUCCAUAUAAGGAAGGUCUUGGGGCAAUAGUUUGUAGUGGAAAGCCUGGUGAAAGCUUUUCAUUUAUGGAAGGUUUCUUCAUCAAAAGCUCAAAUUGCACAUUUACGCUUCUUCUUCUUCUUCUUCUUCUCCUUCUCGUCCUUUUGUUUUUGAUCAACGGCCAGUCCUUUGUAUCUCGAGGAAGCUCUAAAGGGAGUGCCCUUUGUUCUAUUUGGAAAGUCAUUGAACUGAGAUAAAAGACUUGGAGCUGGUGAGCUAGGGCUUCGCUUUCUGGUAAUUUUUAGGACAACGUUUCGAGAACGGAAUAAUUCUUUCUCUUUAGGCUAAGGUAUUUUUCAGUACUGCAAGGUUCAGAAGAAGUUCAAGAAAAUUUACUGAAGUUCUUGAUUUGAAUAUCAAGGAUCUUCACGCAUUUUACAGUUUAUUAACUCUGUUUGAGGUUAUAGAACCAAUUGCCGGAAACGAAUGCAAUCAAUGGAAGCUUUAACGGCUACACCAGAUGCUCAUUGUAGUUCCUGCAACUUCUUGGACGAAAACCCUUCUCUCACUGCUCGCAGAAGGAGACUAGAGAUCCGACGCCUCAAGCUCUUGACCUGCUCAGACACCGACGGAACCAUGAAGAAGAGGAACCACCGUAGCGAGGCUGAGAGCGUAUGCGAGGAUAGUUUCAUGGAUAGAUCAAAGGAGAAUUGGGCUUCUGAGGAAGGCGAAGAGGGGGAGAGAGAGAAAGUGGGAUUGAAAGAGGAGAUAGAAGGUGGCGUGAUAAUGUUUUGCGAGGGUUCAUCUUCUCUAACUUCUUCCUCAUCUUGGAGCCCAAAGUCUGGUUGUGUAUCAGUGAUAGGGAGGAGGAGAGAGAUGGAGGAUGUUGUUACAGUGAUGCCUGGUUUUCACACUGUAUAUGUGGUCGAGGAGUCGUGCAUGCAUGCGGUUCCCCUUCAUUACUUUGCUGUAUAUGAUGGCCACGGUGGCUCACAGGCUUCCCAGUUUUGUAAAGACCGAUUUCAUGAGGCCUUAGCGGAGGAGCUAAAGGGCAUUGACUGCCUCACCAUUGGUGCUGGUGAGUGGAGCAAAGUGAUGGCUGCUUGUUUUCAAAGGAUGGAUGUUGACGUGGGAGGGCUUUGUCGAAGUGGUGUUUGCAAUGAUGUGGAAUCGGAGUCCCAGUGUGAGUCUUGUCAUGAUACAAUAGCUCCAGGAAACGUAGGAUCAACGGCUGUGAUUGCCCUUGUGACCCCUUUACAACUUGUUGUAGCUAAUUGCGGCGACUCGAGGGCAGUUCUCUCUAGGGGUGGCAAGGCCAUUCCCCUGUCCUCAGAUCAUAGGCCAGAGCGCGAGGAUGAGCUUCGCAGGAUAGAGGCAGCUGGUGGUCGUGUUCUUUUUUGGGAUGGGUAUCGUGUCGGAGGGUUCCUUGCCGUGUCAAGAUCAAUAGGUGACAGAUACUUGAAACAAUAUGUGAUCUCCGAUCCGGAAGUGACAUGCACUGAGAGAAGCGAAGACGAUGAGUUUCUUAUAUUAGCAAGCGAUGGCUUGUGGGAUGUUGUCCCUAACGACGUGGCCUGCGCGGUGGUCCGCAAGUGUCUUGGUACCCACCGACGGCCUCACCACCGAGGCAAGACUACUAGGUCGGGUGUAGAGGCUGCUGCCGCCAUGUUGACUAACAUAGCCAUGGCAAGGGGUAGCGAUGACAAUAUAAGCAUUGUGGUGGUCAAUUUGCGAGAGGGCAGUGCACCCCGUCAGGUCGAGUAAGUUCUCGACUUGGGCCAGUAGUUACUCAUCUUUUUUUUUUUUUAAUGAUUUUUCCUUGUGUAUAGAGAGAUUAGGUGGCAGGGCAGACCUACCUCCCUACAAUUUUUCAAUGCAUAUCAGCUUUCACAUGUCCAAUUUUGUUCAGAGAAUUGGAUGCUUAUCAUGGUGUCUGUGCUUCAUUGUGGAUGAUCAAUGUUUAAAAAUCGCUAUUCCGAAUAGCAAUCAAGUCUGCCUAACGGUUCCAUGUUUUAGAUUCUCCUGUUUGACAGACUUUCUUAGUGCUGUCAUAGAUCAUAGUUAUUAAGGCUGGACUGGUUAUCGGAUCGGCCGGGAUGAUGCUCAAUACCUAUGGUAGAAACUUGGUGGGCUUUGUUAAGAAGUGGUUAGAAUCAAUAUUGAUUGAUUUAGAUCUAUUAGAUCAGUAAAACUGGUUUCAUUAGUAAAUUUUUAUUAUUUAAUGUUUUUAAA
Amborella trichopoda is the source of this 2355-nucleotide messenger RNA. Its product is annotated as putative protein phosphatase 2C 8. Lineage: Eukaryota; Viridiplantae; Streptophyta; Magnoliopsida; Amborellales; Amborellaceae. Gene Ontology annotation, biological process: protein dephosphorylation. The record is from RefSeq and is a predicted model, not a curated record. Gene Ontology annotation, molecular function: cation binding; protein serine/threonine phosphatase activity.